AUGACUGCCAAAGCUGCUGAUCAAACAGAAAUCAUGGCAGAGCUGCUAGAUCAGUCUGAGAACAAUCUGCUUGAAUGCAAAGUGUGCUUUGAAAAAUACAGCCUGGAGAAAAAACAUCGACCGAAGAACUUACCAUGCGGGCAUGUGAUGUGCCUGGAGUGUGUCAUGUCUCUGGCCCACCCUCGGAAUUUCAGGCUGGAGUGCCCUUUCUGUCGCAGGGCUUGCAAGUCUUCAGAGACCAGCGACUGCUUGCCGUUGUUGCACCUGAUGGAAAUCCUGAGUCCUUCAGCCAAUCAAACUCCAGUUGCAGGAAGGACGGUGGGGAGAAGGGAGGCUGUGGCUGCCCCUGGAUCUCAAGUCUUCACGUUUCAUCUUUCUUUCGGAGGCUGGGGAACGCUGAUCAACCCCACGGGGCUGGCCGUGUGUCAGAGCUCGAGCUGUUUAGCGGUAGCCCAUGAUGGCAAGAAAAGAAUUAAGCUGUUUAGCUUCAGUGGCAGCUGCCUACAGCAGUUUGGAGAAAAGGGGCAAUCGGGAAAUGACCUCAGGUACCCAACUGACGUCGCGGUCACUUUGGAUGGUCACGUUGUGGUCGCCGAUAGCGGGGACCGUUCGGUCAAAGUGUUCGAUUGUGAUGGCAGGAGCAAGAUGGUCAUCGCAGAGUCCUUUUCCUUGCCGUGGGGCCUGGACACGAUGCCACAAAAUGACAUCCUCAUGACCGAUUCGGAGGCAGGUGCUCUGUACCGCUUGUCGGCUGACUUUAAAAAGGGAGAAUUAAAGGGGGUGAAAAAGCUGUACUCUAACCUGUGUCACCCAAGGAAAGUGGCUGUUUCGCCUGUCUCUGGAGCCAUCGCAGUCAUCGAACAUUUGAUGGACAAAGGGCCCUGCUACGGCAAUACCAGGCUGAAAAUCUUCAACAGAGACAUGCAGCUAAUCAGCCAGGUGGACAGUUUUGGCCUGAAUCUUGUCUUCCCUUCCAAAGUCCAUGCCAGUGCUGUGACCUUUAGCAGGGAAGGGCAAGUAAUAGUAACUGAUGCUUAUAACCAAGCCGUAUUCUCUCUUGGAAAACCUGAAGAAUUCCCUAUGUGUAAACCUUUGAUAACUCAGGGUCUUUCCUACCCUUUAGCAUUAACUUUCAUAUCAGACCAUUCUCUAGUUGUUUUGGAUGGUGGCGAUCAUUCUUUAAAAAUAUAUACUCUCAGCUAAACAGUGGUCUGGGUGGGAUCUCAGCUCACAAUUUCAAGGAAGAUUAUUCAAAAUGCUUAAUUCUCCAGCUGGUGGGUUUGAGUGUUCUCUGGUUUAGCUGUAGUGGAUUUUAGUUCAAACAGGUUGAAACAAACUUAACUCUACAGUUUUAUAUCUCCCUCCCUGAAUGGAAGUCAUGUUAACUUAUUUCUGAGUAGAAGUGCACUGCCAAAUGACCAUCCCUAGUAGAAUUACUGUAGUAAAAUAUAUGAAGCCAGAUGUGACCUACUUUGAAACUGUAUGUAUUCGGUUCUGGGUAGGAUGAGUUUCUCUUGGGUUAUAGAUGAUAGAAAGCCAGUCUAUUUGAUCUCUUUACACCAGAAAC
This is a messenger RNA of Protobothrops mucrosquamatus (brown spotted pit viper), 1567 nucleotides long. RefSeq names its product NHL repeat containing E3 ubiquitin protein ligase 1 (gene NHLRC1). The record is from RefSeq and is a predicted model, not a curated record. Gene Ontology annotation, molecular function: protein binding; translation repressor activity; ubiquitin protein ligase activity. Bases 1 to 1203 code for a protein of 400 amino acids. The transcript has a single exon. NCBI's taxonomy places the organism in Eukaryota, Metazoa, Chordata, Lepidosauria, Squamata, Viperidae. Gene Ontology annotation, biological process: negative regulation of translation; protein polyubiquitination; proteasome-mediated ubiquitin-dependent protein catabolic process.